Messenger RNA from Trichobilharzia regenti, 3690 nucleotides. NCBI's taxonomy places the organism in Eukaryota, Metazoa, Platyhelminthes, Trematoda, Strigeidida, Schistosomatidae. The record is from the annotation of a GenBank genome assembly.
UUUUCAGAAAGACUUCGAAAUAGUAAGUGCGUUAUAUGGUUGUCAGCGAUAUUAUUGUGUAUAUGCAUGUGUAUGUAUAUGUGUACUUCUCAGUAUCCAUGUUUGACUGAAAUGUUAGGGCACAACUUUUCACAACGGUAUAUCGUUUGGAGUUGGUAUGUUUUAGAGACAUGUAUAAAAGUAGUGGAUUGAAAUGCUAGUAAAAAACAACAGUUAAAUUUAGGAUAAGGAGGACUUCCAAAAUCUGGAAGAUAAAAAGGGAAUGCAUCUGCGCUAGUAGGAACGGCUUUGAUCUAUAUUACCAACGUCUGAUUCUUAACAUCCCUAGGACCCCACUCAGAUCGUCUAAAUCCCUUUAUUUAGCUUUAAACAAGUCAAUAACUUAAUGGGUUUGUACAAGUAUUUUUAUUUUCCCAUCCUGAACCUGUUUCCAGCCUUAUCCGAUUUCAAACAAGCAACAAUUGUGAGAGGAUUAUUUAACAAACCCGUGAAUUUCGGUGGGAUUCAUCAAACGAAUAAUUUUGGAAGCAUGAUUAUUUCUAAUAGUCCAUUUGUUUAGCGUAUAUAAUAGCAACAAUUUAGCAAUUUAGUAUCAGGCUCGACAGAUUAAUGAUCGAUAAAAAGGCAAGUGAUGAUUUGAUGUAAUUAAAGAGUGAGUAAUAUGCUUUAAAGUACGAAGUGGAGUUACCGUAGUAGGAACGAUACAAAUUCUGAACAAUUAAACUUGAAAACACUGGAAAAUUUGUAAUAAACUUAACAUGUGUAAACCAUAUGGGACUAAAUAACUAUCUUUUGAUGUGUUUGAGCUAACUUCCAGCAAUAGUUUGAACGCUGCUCACCAAGAUAAAUACUCAUGAUUUUCGAUUAAAAAAGAAUUGGACAGUUUUGCAGAUAGUAAUAAUCACAAUAGAAUAAGUAACCAAUGUGAAGAAAAGAAGGGAGGAAAAUUAUAAAGGUGAUAAAUGCCACCAAGGCAAAUUUAGACUGACUAAUGUCUCCCUUUGUACACAAUAGUCUGACUUUUCCACCCUGAUGGUACAAGCUCCAGGGAACCCAGGUGUUAUAUUAUUGCCUAGCUUAUUAGUGAUUGUUAAGCUUUCUUCACCACAAUAAUAUGGUCACAGUUCAACAAAUGACCUGAUUGAGCUCGUUGGGAUGCCAUCGUGAGCCAUUUGGCGCGGUGUUCUUUAAAACAUUUCCAGAGUUCUCAGAUGAGUUCUACCGAAAUUUACUAAUUCAUUAAAUACUGCUUUUUCAGAAUUACUUCCUGUCUUAAAUUUACUUCGAGGAAGAAGUUCUAUUUUACACUGCUUGUUGGGGAAGGCGGCAGUUUGGCUUGCAUAACACAUAUCAAUCGAUAAAGCUGCACAACCUCCUUACUUAACACUGUUUGUGACCUAAAUUGUAAGUGGUCAUAUUGCACCGCGUAACACAAAACUCUUAACGGAGGUAUAUGCGGUCAAAAUCUCUUAAUAUGUUUAUAUCUCUUAUCUCUAGAGGCCUUGUUUCAUAACCACAAGGUAGGACGGAGCAAACUGCUGCACAAUUCAAGCAUCACUCAUCGUUCUAAGACUCAAUCACCUUCGUAACACAGUACAAACCUUUGAUGAAUAUCCUGAUAUCACACCUGCGUGAAAGGUCAGCAAGUACUUAGCAAACGGUGGUCGUGUUUUGUUGUUCUUAAAUACGUUUGGAGUCUGUAGUCAAUCUUCACAAAGUUUGGCUCAUUACGCAAAAUCUACGAAUGAUUGUGUGCUUAGUUUGCCUAAAGGCAAUGAUUUAUCUUGGACAUGGAUGUAUAAAAACUCGGUUCUAGUAGGUGGAUACCAUUUAAAAGAGGAGAUCAGUAAUUUGAACGAAGUUAAUGAAUGUCAACCUACAGUUGCCGUUCUCACAACUGAUUGUUUAAGAAGCAGUUCAAAUAAUUUGAAAAGCGCUUUAAAUCUUCUUGGGAUUCAGUGUGUGUCCAUUGUGAAUGGGCGAAAAGAUAAGGGCGAAAGAUUGUUGCCUACAGCUCAUGUACCCAGUGAGAAUAUUUUGUACUCUUUUUCAACAGAUUCAUCGAAACUGAAGAUUGUUGAAUUUCUAACCGAUGAAUGUGUAAAAAGAAAUUAUAAGGAAGAAAUUGUUCACUGUUCCAAUGUGUCUCAUCUUCCAGCAGGAUUUAAUUGGACAGAUUACUUUUCAAAUCUUCAUACUGAGCAUUUGGGCAGAUUAGUUAUUUGGGCUUAUUCUAUACCAUCUAGUUGGGAAUUUUGUCAACGAUUCUUUGAAAAAAUUCCUCCGAAUUCUGGACUUUUGGUAUGCUCUGAUAUUCAAACGAACGGAAAAGGCAGAGGUGAGAAUAAAUGGAUUAGUCCUGUUGGACAGGCUGCAUUUACAUUCCAUUUAACACUUUCCAAUUUCAUUGAUCGAAUGUUUAUGAAUUAUGUAACCUGUAUGCAGCAUAUUAUUGCACUGAGUAUAGUUUUGGCAUGUCGACAUCUAAUUGCUGAACAUCUAGAGAAAAUUUCAUGCGAAACAAAGUUUUCUGAUAUUAGCGAGGAAUUUCUUGUUAAUCUUCAAUACAAUGGGCCUAAAAUCCUUGUCAAAUGGCCAAAUGAUAUAUAUGUUGUAGAAGAUUAUGAUGAUAAUGGCGAAGAUACGAAUCUAAAGCCUUUUCAGUUUAAUAUCAUUGGCAAAUUGGCGGGUGUAUUAGUUCGUUGUCAUUUAGUCGAUUCGAAUCAUGCAGAAUUUUUAAUUGGUUGUGGGAUUAAUGCAUUCAAUGAAAUGCCUACAAUAUGCCUAGAACAAAUUUUGGCUCACUCUCAUCCGUGUAAUGCAAAACCAAAAUUUACAACCGCUAAGUUGAUUUCACUGGUAGUGAGCUACAUGGAAAGAAUAAUGACAAAAAUCCAUAAUUCUGAUGAAACCUAUAAUCUUCAAUGGGCACUUCGUUUGUACACUAGAUGUUGGAUCCAUACAAAUCAGAAAGUGGGACUUCAGGUCAAUUCAACUGUAAGUACAAAUAAUGCCGGAGAUCUGUCUGAAGAUAAUUAUCGUAUUGUUGGCUUAGAUGCUUAUGGUUAUCUUCUCAUUGAAGAUACACGUACAGGUGUUGAGCACAGUCUACAUCCAGAUGGUAAUUCAAUGGAUAUGAUGCGUGGGCUGAUAAUAGCAAAAUGAGUUGUUAUUUUUUUGCAACACACUUGUCCAACUAUCUUCCCCCCCCCCGUUAAGUUCCAGUGCAAUAAUUACUUUAUAGUAGGAUCUAUUUUCUUUUUGUGUAGUCUUUAAUGUAUUCUAUAUGUGUGCUUUUUUGUACGUAAAUGAAUGAUCGUCGCUACUAUUUUGUGCACACAUUUAUUAAUAUUUUUGAUGUCUGAACUUGUUGUUGUUGUUAUUGUUGUUUAGUUAUAUUAUCUUGGCUCACUACUGAAUAUAAAUGUAUACUGAUGAAUUUAUAGACUGGAUUUUUUUCUUUUAGGGGAAUAUAAUCGGUUAAAAAGUAUAAAUAAUAUUGAUUCACAAGCGACUUGGUCAAAGAUAUCAUUGUUUGCUUGUUGUUAUAAUAAACUUGCACUAUUUUUAUUUGACUACUAAACAAUAUCCACUUCGGAUGUUUUUUUCUCUGUUAGUAAGGAUUAGGCCAAUCGAAAAAUGAAAUUUCGGUAUCAGUUGAAAGGAAUGUUCGGUGUCUGACUUGAAGGA